CCUAACUUGGCGGAUGCCAUCCCGCCUCCUGGGCCCCGGCUAUGCAGAGGAGCAUCCGGUUGUCAUCAAUCACUACAACAACCACGAGGUCAAGCUGGCGCUGGACCAUGCUCUGCAGCAGAUCGCCACUCUGGACUACGACUUCAAGCAGAGCUUUGUCCACACAGAUGUCAAGCUGGCCUCGGGAUACGGCUGCGUCCUGUGUUCGCUCGUGGCCUUUGGAUACAACUACAUCUACCCAUUCGAGCAGUCCAAGCCUGUGAUCUGGGCCUGCGUCGCUCUCUACUUUGUCUUCAACGCCAUAUUCACUCUGUACGGAUAUCUGGUCGAGAAAAACGCAAUCUUUGUCGGACACAAGAAGCUCGCGGAUGGCAAGACCGAGGCCAAGCUCACCAUCAACACGAUUCAGAAAAAGUACUCGUCCGAGUUUACGAUCGAGGUCAUCUAUUCGGUACAGGGCAAGAGCAAAUCAGCAAAGAUACACAAGAGCAUCGGCGGCUGGUUCGAUGUCGCUGGCCAGCUCUCCGGAAAGCACUUUCACGCCGAUGUGGAGAGCCUAUUUGUGUCGAUCCUUGGCAAGUCCGAAUAAAAGCACCGCUCGGCGUGCACCAGGCACAAGAGCCGGUCGAUGCAACCCUCGGCUGCAGCGAGUGCGGAAGUGAACUUGUGCAGGCGGCAGCACGG
Polychytrium aggregatum is the source of this 684-nucleotide messenger RNA. RefSeq names its product signal peptidase complex subunit 2. The coding region runs from base 14 to 589 and encodes 191 amino acids. The record is from RefSeq and is a predicted model, not a curated record. Gene Ontology annotation, biological process: protein targeting to ER. The transcript has 4 exons. Gene Ontology annotation, cellular component: signal peptidase complex; membrane. Lineage: Eukaryota; Fungi; Chytridiomycota; Chytridiomycetes; Polychytriales.